AUGGAACAACAGCAGUCCGUUGCAUUGAAGGAGACAUAUUCUCGCCCAGCUGGAGUAGAACCAUCGAGCUCACAUCUAUUUCGAGCAAAUCAUACCAAACCACCUGAAAUUCCAGUGCGUGUCGGUGCAGGGAGUGUUAAAGCCCCGGAAAUCCCUCCGAAGAAUCUUACCAAACGACCAACCACUAUAGGAGCUUCAAAUAAGGAUGAAAAUAUCCCCAGCACUGGUAUGUUGCUGCCACAACGUGCUGUACCAAAUCGAGCACCACCUGUGCCCCAAAAGUCGGGCAAUGUUAUGCAGGGUAGCGUUAACAACACUAUUCUCCAGCCCUCGUCGCAGCCCGCUGUUUCUAGUGUGGGAAUCGGGGCUUCCGGGGUGACUGUUACAACGGCGGGCUCAUCAUUAAGUGGUGCCGCGAGUACCAGAGUGAGUGAUACGCUGAGUAAAGAGCGCCCGUCUGCAGGCAAAACGGUAAAACCAGCCAAACUUGAAGAUUACGGAUCGGAGGAUGCGCUCCGAGGCAUUGAGAGUGGGUUGCGAAAUGUGGAACGGGCGAUUAAAGAGCAAAUGAGCCUACGAUCCUCGGUGGAAACGGAAGAGCAACACAGCAUCUCACAUCCGGUCAAGUUUGGAAGGCUAGAACUAAUGAGUAAACAUUCCAACUCGAUGGGAUCUGCCACAUCGUUGGACAAUCCAUUCGAAGGACCAGCUACAGUUUCAGGCAUGCCGCAAGGGUUUAAGUUUGAUCGGUUCGAUCAAAAUCCAAAGCAAAUCGGUUUAGAACGUGGGGUAAGCAUGGAGAAACUGCGUUACGAUUCUGGCGGGACCGGAACAUUUCACGACCACAAUACGAAUGGUAUGGAGCACGGCAUAGCACAAAGACCGAUGGAGCAUCAGUUUCGCUCACUAGAUCGUCAUCUGCCACUUGAAUUGCAAUACGGCAACAGCCAACAGCGACAGCGAUCCCAAGAGAUGGAAUUUAUUAAGCAACAGCUUCUUCCUGUAAUCGCUCGAAGUAAGGAAACAAACAGCUUGAACCGUCAGAUGGGACUGUCAAAGGACGAUAUUCGCACAAGGAGGCGUUCGUCGCACGAUGAGAGUCUGUUCUCCAUUAACAAUUCAGCCCCACGCAUGAAGGAGCAAUGGGAGGAUACGAAUCAAUCGGUAAUGCAGCGCAAAACCCAGCUAACCGCAAUGCUCGGUGAUUCUCAAAGAUAUGAAGCAAAGAGACUAGAAAUAGAUGCCUGGUUAAGUAGAAUGGAGACAAUAACUGAACGGAUGGGACCAGUAGCAACGACGGCCGACGUAUUGGACAUUCAGCAGAAGGAGCAAAAGUCGUUUCAUGCGGAGCUGCAUAAAUUUAAUCAUCAAAUUGAAUUAUUCAACCAACUGACCCAAAAACUCAUAUCAGUAUACCAGUGUGACGACACAUCGAGAAUUAAGCGAAUGACCGAAUCAAUCAACCUGAGGUACAAUAACUUAAAUAACUCCAUUAUAUCGAGAGGGAAACAGCUUCACGCCGCCAUACAUUCACUGCAAACAUUUGAUCGUACAUUCGAGCAGUUUCUUGGAUGGCUGAGCGAAGCAGAAUCGCUAUGCGAAAAUACGGAAUCCGAGGUGGAAAGGAAUCCACACUGUUUAAAGGAUUUGCAAUCUGAAAUCGACGCCAACCGGAAAGUAUACGAAGGGCUGGACAGUACCGGACGUAAAUUAUUGCGUUCGCUAACUUCCCAAGAGGAUGCUGUAAUGUUGCAGCACAAGUUGGACGAAAUGAAUCAGCGUUGGAACCAUCUGAACUCUCGAAGUGCUGCGAUCAGGAACCGCCUGGAAUCAAACUCCGACCAUUGGAAUGCUUUACUGCUAUCGUCGCGUGAGCUCACGGAGUGGGUAAUUCGAAAAAAUACCGAACUCACCUCGAUCGGUUUUGGGUCGAUAAAUGGUGAUGCUAACAGCUUACAAAUGCAGCUGGAUGAGCACAAAGCAUUUCGUCGACAGCUUGAUGAUAAGCGGUCAAUAAUCGAGAAUAACCUGAUGAAUGGAAGGCAAUACAUAUCAAACGAAUCGCCCCUCUCGGACACGAGUGAUACUGAAGCUAUUGAUGAAACUAUGUACAUUUCAACCGAGGAACAAAAUCGCAUUCUCGGACGAAGCAUACGCCGGGAGGUAAAUAAGCUGUCGGAACAAUGGACUUUGUUGAUUGAAAGAUGCGACAAAUGGAAGCAUCGAUUAGAUGAAAAUAUAACUAAAAUGCGACAAUUUCAAAAAGUGCUAGAAGAUUUGAGUUCCCGUGUAGCUUCAGCCGAAACAAUAACGCACUCGUGGACAAUUCCUGCUCCGGGAUCAGAUACUACCGAAGAAAUGCAGCAUUUGCAACGUUUAAAAGACAAACUAACUACUGCCAAUGCGCUGCUGGAUGACUGUAACGAACAACAAAACUUUUUCUCUUCCUGCCGAGUAAUUGUUCCCAGUCCGUACUUAGCAAAGCUGGAAGAUAUCAAUACACGAAUGAAGCUUUUACACAUAGCUGUGGAAGAACGGUACAAAAUUUUGCAACAAAGUAAUCAAUCGCAUAUUAUUGCCGACGACGGUAUGAUUGGAGACCAACGCGAGGAAGGUGGAAAAUUUACAAAGCCUCUACACAUUUCUACUGGAGGUUCGACUGUUCCAAAUCUAGAAAAAAGCGUCCAAAUACCGUGGGAACGAGCAGUGACACCUGCCAAUGUGCCUUAUUAUAUCAACCACGAACGUGAAAGCACACAUUGGGAUCAUCCAGAAAUGAUAGAGCUAAUGAAAUCGUUGGCUGAUCUGAACGAAGUCCGAUUUUCUGCGUAUCGAACUGCGUUAAAGCUCCGCACAGUCCAGAAAAGACUUGCAUUCGACCUUUUGAAUAUGAGUGUUGCAAUCGAAAUAUUUGACCGAUACGGUUUGCGUGCACAGAAUGAUAAGCUAAUCGAUAUUCCUGACAUGACAACGAUUUUAAACUCGUUGUACACCACGCUUGAGCCGAUCGAUCGUGCAGUGAUGCUAGAUUUAGCCAUCAAUUGGAUUCUUAAUGUGUACGAUUCUCAGCGAACGGGACAGAUACGGGUACUAAGCUUCAAGGUUGGUUUAAUAUUACUGUGUCGCGGACAUCUGGAGGAAAAAUAUCGUUACCUGUUCCGACUGAUUGCUGAUCUCGAGAAAAAGGUUGACCAACGGAAAAUGGGGCUGCUUUUGCACGAUUGUAUACAAGUACCCCGUCAGCUUGGGGAAGUCGCUGCAUUCGGUGGAUCAAAUAUUGAACCCUCUGUUCGGUCGUGUUUUGAGCUUGCCGGUGGUGUUAGCCAGAGUGGCGAGCUGCUGGAAACAGCAAUUGAAGCGCAACACUUUCUUAGCUGGUUGCAACAUGAACCACAAAGCAUUGUAUGGCUUCCCGUGUUGCAUAGGCUAGUGGCAGCUGAAAGUGCAAAACACCAAGCUAAAUGUAACAUAUGCAAGGAGUAUCCGAUUGAAGGUUUUCGGUACCGCUGCCUAAAGUGUUUCAAUUUCGAUAUGUGCCAAAAAUGUUUUUUUACUGGGCGCAGUACAAAGAAUCACAAACUAAGUCACCCGAUGCAUGAAUACUGUACAACGGCUACAUCAACCGAAGAUGUACGAGAUUUCACAAGAGCACUGAGAAACAAAUUUAAAAGCCGCAAGUACUUUAAGAAACAUCCUCGCGUUGGUUAUCUUCCCGUGCAAAGUGUGCUGGAAGGUGACGCUUUAGAAAGUCCAAUACCAAGCCCGCAACAUGGAACGCACACACUGCAAAAUGAUAUGCAUUCUCGUUUGGAAAUGUAUGCUUCCCGUUUGGCACAAGUAGAAUGUGGGACGCGAUCCAACUCCACACCCGAUAGUGACGACGAGCAUCAGCUGAUUGCACAAUACUGUCAAGCGUUGCCGACAGCAAACACUGCUGCAAAUGCUAUGGGCGGCGGAGGCCCCAAAUCUCCUGUGCAAGUGAUGGCUGCAAUGGAAGCUGAGCAGCGGGAGGAGUUGGAGACAAUGAUCAAGGAACUAGAGGAAGAAAAUGCAAACUUGCAAGCCGAAUAUGAAAAACUGAAGGCAAAGAAAACGAGCACUCCCAUUACUACGCCGGACGAGGGAUACAAAACUCCGACUUCUUCAUCAACUGCUUUACUUUCAUCUGUCACAACAUCUUCCACUGGUGGUUCGGACAUGGUUACAGAGGCCAAGCUGCUUAGACAGCAUAAAGGAAGAUUGGAAGCAAGGAUGCAGAUAUUAGAAGACCAUAACAAACAGUUGGAAGCACAAUUACAACGCCUUCGACAGCUGUUACAUGAGCCAACACCACCCAAGCCUCAAACGCUACAGACCAGAUCCGUAACGGCUUCUCAGCUAAAUACCGAUUCGCCAGCUAAAAUGCAACACAACGGACAUUAUGAUCAGAUGAUUGCAUCUGAAACGAACCAAAAACCAACAUCUUUGUACGGGCCCGUCGGAGGAAACAGUGUGAAUGGGUAUCUUUCAAUGUCUGGCGAUGAAAUGAGACAACGGGAGCAAUACAGUGUCGAUACUUACGAUAAAACUGGCACUGGAGUAGCCGCUGUGACUAACGCCUUUUCGUCGAAUAAACCAAUCGGAUCGGGUGGUGGCGUUGGUAUGAGCAGCGGUGUAAAUGGUAGCGUCUUGUCAUCUGAAUAUGCCAUGGAUGAGCGGCCACCACCGCCACCGCAUUCCAGUUUGUUGCACAUGGCAGACGACCUCAAUAAAGCCGUAGAGGAAUUGGUCCAUAUCAUGACAGCGGAAUCGAAGGAUGAAUUGCACAACGAGAGCACAAAUAUGGGACUACAAUAAACAAUAAGGUAGAUUCGUA
This is a messenger RNA of Anopheles maculipalpis, 4855 nucleotides long. Its product is annotated as dystrophin. NCBI's taxonomy places the organism in Eukaryota, Metazoa, Arthropoda, Insecta, Diptera, Culicidae. Gene Ontology annotation, biological process: synaptic signaling. Gene Ontology annotation, cellular component: plasma membrane. The transcript has 18 exons. The record is from RefSeq and is a predicted model, not a curated record. Gene Ontology annotation, molecular function: protein binding; zinc ion binding. Bases 1 to 4836 code for a protein of 1611 amino acids.